This is a messenger RNA of Drosophila biarmipes, 3421 nucleotides long. RefSeq names its product importin-11 (gene Impbeta11). Lineage: Eukaryota; Metazoa; Arthropoda; Insecta; Diptera; Drosophilidae. Gene Ontology annotation, molecular function: small GTPase binding. The record is from RefSeq and is a predicted model, not a curated record. Gene Ontology annotation, cellular component: nuclear envelope; cytosol. The transcript is spliced from 2 exons. Bases 109 to 3336 code for a protein of 1075 amino acids. Gene Ontology annotation, biological process: protein import into nucleus.
GAGAACGAUAGGCGCGAUAGGUUCGAUAGCAGCACGCGCCGCAGAAAUUUGCCAAUAAUUUUCGCACCGCACCUUCCUCGCAAGCGUCGCAAGAGGAGGCGUCGUGAGAUGGCAAUGGCAACGGGAGCAGGAUCUGGAGCAGGCGCUUCGGUGGAGCAGCUGGUGGCCCAGACACUGCAGGCGGCCACGAAUCCGAGCCACGAGAUCGUCCAGAAGGCGGAGGCACAGCUGCGCGAGUGGGAGCAGCAGCCGGGCUUCUUUCCCACGAUUGCCCGACUGAGUAUGCGGCGGAGUGGCGGAUGCGGCGACGCCCAGCACGGCGGAACCUCCAGCACGGAGGACUCUGAGGUGAAGGUGCGUUGGAUGGCGGCCGUCUACCUGAAGAACGGUGUGGAGCGCUACUGGCGGCCCAACUCGCGCCAGGAGCUGCCCGCCGAGCAAAAGCAGCAGAUCCGGGAGGUUCUGCUGCGCCACUACGACGCGGAGGAGGUGCCCCAGGUGGCCCUGCAGAUAGCCGUGCUGCUGGGCCGUUUGGCACGAACGGAUUACCCCCGGUUUUGGCCGGAACUGCUGCCCACGCUGAUGAAGCAACUGCAGGCCUGCGGCACAGACGGCGAAUCGGCCCUGCAGCAGCGAAUUCUCAUCGUCCUGCACUAUGUCCUGAAGGCCCUCGCCUCCCGGCGGCUUAUGGCCGAGCAGCGGGCCUUUGAGGAGCUGGGCUCUCAGAUCUUUGGCUACCUGGCGUGGGACAUAUGGGCCCCGCUCACCGCCCGGUUUCUGCAGCUUGUCCGCAAGGAGGAGGCCCUGGCCCUCAAUGCCCUGCAACGGGCAUACGUGGUGAUGAGAUCCCUUCGCAAGCUGGUGGUCUACGGCUGCGCCAAGCCGUACAAGUCCACGGACCAUAUGAACUUUGUCGAGCAGCUCUUCCAGCGGCUGCGACAGUGUCUGGAGCUACGCUACGAACUGAGGAUGGGAUCGGGUACGCCCGGAACUGCCACGAUUCUCACCGAACUGGAGCGUUUUGUGAUCAAGAUGAUGAAGACCCUCAACGAACUGAUGGAACGGCAUUCGGUCUCCUUUGCGAGGUUCGUUCCGGUGGCCCUGGAGUUCAGCUUCCACUAUGUGUUCCACGAGGGCACCGCCCUCAUCUUCGAUGCCGGCGACCGGAUCAACUUUAGCAACUUUGCCAUCCAGGCCUUGAACAUGCUGAAGGGUAUCAUGCUGAGCGGCAACGACAGCAUCAGUGCUCCGCCCGAGGGAGGAGCUUCUAUAGAGGACGAGCUGUUGGCCAGUGCUGCCCAGAGCCAUGCCAAGUUCUUCACGGCGGAGAGAGUGACCUACAUCUGCGAGAAGAUCGUGACGCACUACUUUCUGCUCACGCAGCAGGAGCUGGAGGAGUGGCAGCGGGAUCCCGAGGGCUACGAUCAGGACGACGGCGGUGGCGAUGCAUGGAAGUAUUCCUUAAGGCCCAGUGUGGAGACCCUCUAUUUCACCUGCUUUACGCAACACUCGCAAGUGAUGAUCCAGGAGGUUCUCCGCUUCGUGAGACGCGCCCAGCAGCUGCAGCUCACCCCGGAAUCUGAUCUGAAGGCCAUCCUACUGAAAGAUGCCAUCUACAACGCUGUGGGCCAAGCAGCCUUCCACUUCUUCAAUAAGCUAGACUUCGGGGCCUGGCUUACAUCUCAGCUGCUUGCGGAGCUACGAGUGGAGGCCCCAAACUUCCGCAUCCUGCGGCGUCGUAUUAUCUGGCUGGUGGGCCACUGGGUGGGCGUGCAAUUGCCCAGAGAGCUGCGUCCCCUGGCUUACGAAGCCUGCCUGCAUCUCCUACGGCCGCAGGAGGACAUGCCCACGAGACUGGCCGCCGCUAGGACCUUGAAUCUAUUGAUCGACGACUUUGAGUUCAUGCCGGAAGCCUUUCACCCCUAUUUCCCAUCGCUCUUCGAGGCACUUUUCCUGCUGCUCCAUGAGGCCGCCGAAUGUGACACCAAGAUCGUGGUACUGGGAACGAUGACGCUGCUUGUGGAGAAGAUGAGCGAGUACAUCGAGCCGCAGGCGCUACAGUUCAUCGCUUAUCUGCCGCUUCUGUGGCGCGAGAGCGAGGAGUAUGACCUCCUGCGCUGCGCCAUCAUCGGAACCCUCGAACAGCUGGUCAGAACGAUCCGAGAUGUCCCAGAGCCAAUGAAGCCCUUCCUCUACAGCGUGAUUGAGUUGAGCACAGAUCUUCAGCAACCUUCACACGUCUACCUCAUCGAGGACGGUAUUAUGCUCUGGCUGGCGGUGAUUGGGAAUUCGACUGCACUGACGCCCGAACUACUUGCACUGUGCGACCACCUGCUCCCCAUAAUCGAGAUGUCGUCAGAAAACCUACGCACCGUGCUGCAGCUGAUCCACGCCUAUAUCCUGCUGGACGCUCAGGCCUAUCUAAGUCGCUACGGCGAGGGAUUCGUGGCGUACUGCGUGCGCUCGUUUGAGGACAUUCGCGUGGAGGGCAUCAUCGCCAUGCUGCGCAUCUUCGAGACAUGCCUGAAGACGGACGCGGCGAUGGGACUGCGGCUGGUGCGCCCAGCACUGCCCUUCGUCUUCCAGCAGGUGUGCCUUAAGCAGGAGUAUCCUAUGACCAUGGGAUGGUAUCUCACUAUCGUGGCCCGCACGCUGCUCAUCGACCAGGCUGUAUUCACGUCGGUGGUGCAGCAGUUGCCGCAAUCUGACGCCUUGGCCCGCAUCCUGGACGUGUGGAUCGAGAUGUUCCCGAUGGUCCCAGACACGCACGCUGAGAAGCGGAAGCUCUUCUGCUUGGCCUUCGCUUCGAUCUUUGGCAGCAAUGAGCUGCUGUUGGCACGACUACCCCAUAUUCUGCAGCUCGUGGACGAGACACUGGGCGAGGUGAUGGACAAGCAGUACGCCGCCGCUGAGGAGGGAGCGUCAAAGACCACGCCCCGCUUUUACGACUCGUUGGUCAUCCAUGAUGAGCACGAGCUCGACGAACUUCAGCAGACGCUUGGCAGUGGCGGUGGCGUCAUUGAGGACUUUCACGCCAAAGGCUAUCCUGCCAAGACCUAUCACGACGACCGACACCGGCAGCUGGUGCUCAAAGACCCCGUCUACAAGAUCCCCCUCACCGAGUAUCUCAAGUGGCAUCUGCAGUCGCUGCAAGCACAGCUCGGAUCCCAGCGAUACGAGCAGCUAAUGCGGUCGGUGGUCCCGGAGGUGCUGGAGAGGAUAACGAUGUACAUAGAGCAGACUGUGCCCAAGGCCUGCGUGGUGUGCGCGGGCUCGGGAUCCGGAUCGGGGGCGCCUGCGGACGAGACGCUCUCCGAACAGGUCGAGUCCGGCUGAUCCCGGACUGCUGUGCUUCAAAAGCUUUCUACGCUAAGUUAUUAAUGUAUUUUGUAUUGAAAUUAUAUAUUUUUAAUUGUUAAAA